This is a messenger RNA of Hippocampus comes (tiger tail seahorse), 2892 nucleotides long. It is a transcript of the gene entpd3, whose product is annotated as ectonucleoside triphosphate diphosphohydrolase 3. Gene Ontology annotation, molecular function: ribonucleoside triphosphate phosphatase activity; GDP phosphatase activity; UDP phosphatase activity. The record is from RefSeq and is a predicted model, not a curated record. Bases 234 to 1790 code for a protein of 518 amino acids. NCBI's taxonomy places the organism in Eukaryota, Metazoa, Chordata, Actinopteri, Syngnathiformes, Syngnathidae. The transcript has 11 exons. Gene Ontology annotation, cellular component: plasma membrane. Gene Ontology annotation, biological process: nucleoside diphosphate catabolic process.
CUCAGAGCGGAGCCAUCUGAAUCGCUACUGUUUCUGAUUGUACUCCUCAUCUCCUCCUCGGGGUCCGCGCCUGUACUUCACUGAGCAGCUCUUCAAGCAGGGACAGGGAAGCUGUCAGUGUUCAAACACCAAGCGUAAACUUUUCUGUGUGACUUCAUCUUGGUCGAGGGUGUUUUUUUUUCUUUCACAUUUUCUUAGGAAAUGCAUCAGUAUGCUUCAAUUGAGACAUUUUUAUGUGUUUUCAGACUCCACACAUUCAACCCCAGGAAAUGGCGUUGACAAAAAAAGUGGGCUACAAGUGCCGCAUAGCCACAGUUCUCUUCCUCCUCUUGGCUAGCAUUGCUGGGCUCAUCGCUGUUGCUGUUAUCCAGCACAAUUGGAGGUCCAUGGAGUAUACCUUAGAGUAUGGCAUAGUAAUUGACUCGGGAUCAUCUCGGUCCAACAUCUAUUUGUACGAGUGGCUGGGGGAGAAGGAAAAUGAAACAGGAGUUGUGAUGGAGAAAUUGAACUGCAACGUUUCUGGUGUUCCAAUCUCUGAAUUGAAAAUUGACCCGAAGAAAGAUGCACAGACAUGGGAAGGCUUCAAAAAAUGCAUGAAAAAUGUCUUGGCAGCCAUUCCUGUUGAAAAGCACAAAACAACGCCUCUCUUCUUGGGAGCUACUGCUGGAAUGAGACUCUUACAAGAGAAAGAUAUGCAGCGGGCUAGCGAAAUCCUGAAUAGUCUGGAAGUAUAUCUCCAAUCUCUGCCCUUUGACUUCCAAAAUGCAUCCAUCAUUACUGGUCAGGAGGAAGGACUGUACGGCUGGAUUACUGUCAACUAUUUGAUGGGAAACUUUCUUGAGAAAAGCAUAUGGAACACCUAUGUUCGUCCACAAACAUCUAAGACUGUGGGCUCAAUGGAUCUUGGUGGUGCAUCAACACAAAUCGCCUUUGCGGUUGAUGAAGAGCUCAAUGGACCUGACUACAUGCACAUCAAGUUGUAUGGCUACCCUUACAAUGUCUACACUCACAGUUUCCUCUGCUAUGGCAAGAAUGAAGCUGAGAAGAGGGUUCUGGACAAAGUCAUUCAGGAAUUAUCGAAUGCAGAGGACAUUAACAACCCCUGCUACCCCAUUGGUGUGAAUGUAACCAUUCAGGCCUCAGCCAUUUAUGACACAAAGUGCACAAAGAAACCCAAGAAUUACAGUCAAGAUCAACAAUACUUCAUGGUGGGAUCUGGCAACUCAGACCAAUGUGGGAGAAUAGUAAAUUCCAUAUUUGAUUUCACCAAUUGUUCCUCGGCUCACUGUUCUUUCAACGGGGUUGAGCAGCCGCCAGUCACUGGGGAAUUUAUGGCAUAUGCUGGCUAUUUCUAUGUAGCUAGAGCUUUGUUGAUGAAUGAAUCAACCAAAACCAUCAAACCAGCAACGUAUGAUGAAUUCAAUACCUCAAUCAUCGAAUUAUGUAAUGCACCUUGGAGUGAGCUGAAGGAUCAAAAGACAUGGGUCUCAGACAAACACCUACGCACGUAUUGCUUUGCAAGUCAUUACAUCUUCGCUUUGCUGACGAACGGUUACAAAUUUGACACAAACACGUGGAAAGACAUUCACUUUCAAAAAGAGGUGAAGAACACCAGUGUAGGUUGGAGUUUGGGCUACAUGCUUAAUAGCUCCAGUAUGAUCCCGUCUGAGAUGAAUGAAGUCUUCCCAUUGACUGAUCCUGUCUUUGCCGGUCUUAUCUUUUUAUUUUCAGCUCUGACCGUUGUUACUGUCAUCUUGAUUUUCAUCAUUCUUAUUCGCACAUGCUACUAAGUUGGUCCAAGCAUGCCUUAGAUCAUUUCACAUGUUUGUAUGGAAGACCUUGGUGUUAUCCUAAAAUGAACUGGAAGAUUUAAAAGACAGAUUAUUGUUUACCAAGGAAUAUUAAGAGCCGGAUUUAAGAGAAAAUUAACACUGAUUAGUUGUAAUUAAGACAAUGAAGUGGAAAUAUUAAAAGAAAACCAUUUUAUGGGAGGAAGAAAAAAAAGAACACACGGAGGGAGGGGAAGGGCAUUUAAAUUACAAGACAAAUAAGUAGCUUCUUUCAUGUUUCAUGUUAGCAGGAUUAAGACAAAUCCCAAAAGGUAGCAGAUUACCACUAAAUAUAUGUUGAAGCUCUUGGCUUUUGCUUGUGAAUGGCUGCAAUAUCGGGAAAAUUCCCUUGUAAACUUAGAAUAAAAAUGUCUUGUAAAAUUGUCACACCAGAGAAAAAGUAUGGUUAACAACUCUGCCAAAUUUGAAUGAUCAAACGAAAAAAUAAAUCGUCUCCACUCUCGAACACAGCAAGCGUGUCGGCUGAAAUCACACACCGCUCAACUGUCAAUCAAAUCUUACGUCAAGCAUCUUUCCUCCCGACAUGUUUGAGCUGCAAAAAUACAUCUCGUCAAAGACUUAUCACCCUUGUCCGCUGUGUGAACCUCCUUGCGCGAUGGUGUGUCGGUUUGUAGGCCCACAUAUCAGAGACACUUCAUUGAAACGCAACCUUUUUUUCCACACUCGCCAUUUAGCCCGUGGCUCGCGCUGCAUGACAGACUUAAGCACAUAUUUCCUGCUACUUACAGUACAUACCCAUGUUUACAUUCCAACAUAUUAUGGUUGUCUGAAUAACACAAAACACAUCAAUCCAUCCAUCCAUUGCAUCUCACUUGGAAAUUAUAAAUAACAACACUGAGCUGAACUGUAAAUUGUAGCAUCCAGGGAAGAUGUUUUUAUUUAAUUUUUUUUCAGGCUAUACUGUAGACACAGCUAACUGGAUAACUGCAUGCUGUAGUGAUGAAUUAAUUAACUUGAAGUUGCGUCGUAUACAAAGCCACUGACACGAAUAAAGGUGCUCAGGUCCUUAUUUUAGCUGCAGUGCGAACACUAUUUUAUCCAA